Messenger RNA from Candidozyma auris, 4707 nucleotides. RefSeq names its product Mon2p (gene MON2). Lineage: Eukaryota; Fungi; Ascomycota; Pichiomycetes; Serinales; Metschnikowiaceae. The transcript has a single exon. The record is from RefSeq and is a predicted model, not a curated record. The coding region runs from base 1 to 4707 and encodes 1568 amino acids.
AUGACCACUGUGGGCCAAUUGAAACACGACUUGGACGUCCUUCUCUCUGAAUGUCGUCGCAAGCACUCUGACAUCCGCUCGGCCGUCGAAGCUGCCCUAGAACAAGCCAAGCAGGUGUCUCCCCGGACUGCCCUCAACGAGAACGAAAAUCUCCAACACAAAGUCUGCAUCCCCUUUAUGAUGGCUGUUGGUGCAGGCCCAAAGCUUAUGGUUCAUGCGCUCUCAGUUUUGCCGAGACUCAUUGCGUCAAAGUCCCUCCCAGAGAUAUUUGCAACUGACCUUCUUCAGUCAUUCUACAAAAACGAUGUGAACUCUGCGCCACUUGAGUGCCAGCUUAAAAUCCUCCAGACGGUGCCUGGGCUCAUGCAGAAUUACAGCAUUCACGGCCAGAGCUUCUUGUUGCUUGUGGCGGUGUUGUGUCUGCUUAUGAACUCUGGCAGUUCUGCUGUUUCCAAUACGGCCUCUGCGGCCAUGCAACAAGUGUUCUCUUCGCUUUAUGAAAAACUUCGGGAUCACCAGCAGGGAGACGAGUUGAGCACAGUGGAGCUUGCCGAUGCAGGCUCUGAGAAGCCUCAGACUUAUCAAUUGGAUGCUUUGGAAGUCGAGUGCUAUAGGGUGUUUACAGACCUUAGUGCGUUGAUAUCGGAUGACGAGGUUGGCUACUUUGAUCCAGAUAUCCAGAUUCGCCAUGUGGCAGUUUUAGAGAUUAUUGAGAACGUGCUUCUGCAGAAUAAGUCAACGUUCGAUGCCCAUCCUGAACUUAUUGCAGUGUGCCGCUUGAAAACGUUUCCUGCGUUGCUCAGACUAGUCAAUUCGCCUACCCAUAGCUUUCCUGAUGUAGUCAGGGCGCUUCGAAUCAUUCACUUGCUCAUGGCGACUCAAUCUCACCACUUGGGCAUGGAAACGGAAAUUGUGCUUUCAUCCACAAACCAUCUUUUGCUAGAUAUUGACGAUGAGUCUUCGCGAUCUCUGUCGGUGACAAAUAUAUCCGGAGAUGGUCUGUCAACAGCAACACCGUUCUGGGUGAAGAUCCUUGUCUUGGAAAUGUAUAAGGCGCUAUUUGGGAAUUUUGACGUGUUGCGCCGUCUAUACGAAACCCACGACAAGCAUGAGACGAAAAAGAACGUGAUAAAAGAGGUCUUGGUGGUGCUCAACCAUUACUUGGAGUCUAACAUGCCACUUCUUUUUUCGGAAACCCACGAACAGGUGCCCUCGGCUGAUAGAGCACCACUACAACGUCUCUCGAAACAAAAUGCGACGCUCAAGGUAUCCAUUCUUGAUCACUUGGAUAAAACAGAUCCUCCAGCGUCUGUGCCACCACUUUACCCAGCCCACUUAGCAUACAAAGUACUUAUCAGCAUCUCCGAUGGAGUUUCGGAGUUUGUCUCCAAUCUUUCUGCGAAUUCAAGCUCUAGCAACAUCGAAGCCGACGUUGACUUUAUCACUACGUUCAAUGAGACCAUAUUUCCAGAGGUAUUCAAGCUUUUCAAGAAGUUCCUUCACUGCCCUACCGACAGUGAGUACUUCCACGGUGUUGUGAGAGCUCUUCAACGGUAUACUCACUCUGUGGGGCUCUUAGGGAUCUCUCAGUUACGGGAAGAUCUACUUUUGCUUAUUUCUGAACAUGUGUUGAGGGACCCGAACCCAAUGAAGACACAGAAACAAGCCAAUUCUAAUCUACUUGCAUUGGGUGAAACAAUAGUGGACACAAUCAGCUCGACAAUUCAACAGUCGUCUCCACAAAAUGCACAGAGUGCUCAAUUCGAAGAGAGUACUCCCGCUUCUAGUGCCCCAGAGGACAGUGCAGUGCAACUAGGCUCAAGAGUGUUUACUUCCAGACAAAUAAUGUGUUUUAGAGCCUUGACGAACUUGGCGAUUUCCUUAGGUCUCACAUUGCAAGACUCCUGGAACAUUUUGUGGAUCACAUUUCAGUGGGUGGACUACUUUCUCAAUGGUGCUGACGACUACAGUGGUUACGCCAACAACAAGGACCUUCGAAAGGUGCCUGAGCCACAAAUUGGCAGUCAAGAUGCAUUGAUCAUCAAGAAUGCUAAAGCGAAACUUUUAGACAGUUUCAGUGCCUACCAGUCGAGCUCUUUUGAGGAAUUGGUCAAUGUGCUUACUCUUUUGCACAAUAACAAAGGGAGAGGUACCACUUUGCAGCCUUGUCCAUUCAAUAAGAGCUUCUUUAUCACUCAGCUAGUACUGAUUCUGACUGCACAUCCAUCGCUCUUGCUCGAUAACAAAGCCGUUUGGGAUCACGUUAUUGCCUAUCUCACCGAUAUGGCAACAGAUCGAAGCAUUCAAUACCACACGAGGACUUUCUACGUCUCUUCCAUGAACGACAUUGUGGUGAGUGUCACCAAAGAAGGUUUUAGCAAGAAAGACAACACAGAUGAUCUCGCGGAGAUGUCGUUGAAUGCAUUCAUUACUUUCAUCAAAAAGCUCUUCGUGCUUCCAAAGCCCGAAGAGUUGCUUGUGUCUAAUUGCGAGACUGAAAUGCACUUAACCGUGCUCACUACACUCAGAAGUCUUAUUGACGAGUACGACAAUCGCUACAAAAAUUGCUGGGGGCUUGUCUUUUCUAUAUUGCGUUCCGUAUUCCAAAGAACCAACGCAGUUCAAGACAAGAAGCUCGACGAGAAGACACGACUAUUGAUUUCCACAUCCUUCGACACGUUGAAGCUCAUACUUGAUGAGUUCUUGAUUUCUCUUCCAGAGGAACACUUGAAGACACUCAUCGACACCCUUGUGAACUUCUGCUCACAGGAACAUGACCUUAACCUUUCGUUUUCUGCCGUGUCCUACUUUUGGUCAAUAAGUGACUCUAUACGAUCUCAUAUGGACAUGGUCACAUCAAGUGCUGAUGAAUCGACACUUAAGGAGGCUGGCAAUCUACAGGAGCUUGAAAACGUAUUGGCUAAAUGUGAUAAAAAUACCAUAGCUUUCAACCAGGGUCUCAACAUUUACCUUCUUGCAAGGUUGUCCGAACUAUCGUCUGAUUCCAGAGCACAAGUGAGAGAAGGUGCUAUUCAAACACUCUUUCAAAUCUUAGAUACUCAUGGUAAAUAUUUGCCUUCUUGGCAAAUGGUGUAUGAUGUUGUGUUGCCUGGAGUUGUUGACGUUAGUCGAUGGGCCGAAACAACUACUGCGAACCACAAGGACGUCAUCGGCACUUUCAAUCCUAUAUUGUCCGGUCUUGUGGCUGUUGUGAACAAGUACAUGCUUGACUUUGAUGACUUUGGCCCAAUAAAAUUUAAGUUUUGGGCCAGGAUUUUGGACUACUUCAACAAUCUUCUUGCCUUGAACUGGAAAGAUCUCAACUUAAAGAUCUUCCAAUCGUUUCAAGACCUUCUCAUGCCUCUCCCAAAGUUGCAAAGAAUUCCAGAUGAAAUUGUGACUUCAGUAUUCCAGUUUUGGGUGAGUGUUCCAAUCGAGUAUGACUUUGUCAAUCCAGACUAUCAGGAUUCGCUCGCAAUCUUUAACAAAUCUUUUCUUUCCUUGUACCCUAUUUCAGAGUCCAGACUCUCACUUGAAGAUGUUGGAAAGAUCUUAAGUCUUUUGAACCAAUGUGCAAGGUAUCCCGUGUUGAAGCCGAACCUGAAUGAUUCUGAGCGGCUCACGGAUAUACAAAAAGCGGUGAUGGAGAAUCUUCAGUUGCUCUGCAGCCAAGAACGCCUGGAUGAAUUUAACUCUGUAGUCAUCCAGCACCUCUGCAUCAUCUUGUGCUAUCCUUAUCAGACAAGAACACGGAUCGAGCGAAAGCUCAAAAGCAACUUCGAGGGUAAAUUGAAGAUUCCCUCAUUUACUGCAAUCAGUGAAGCAGCACUUGAGUUGAUGACAAAGAAGAUCUACGGAUUGAGCAAUUUGACCGUGCUUUUGCCGGAGCAGGGUCUCGAAAAGGUUGUGUCUUCUUUGAUCGAGGCUGUAAGUUACAAAGCUCAAGGACGCCAAGGUAAUGAGAAGCCACAGUGGGUGAAGUGCAACGAGCUCAUCGCAUACUUGGCACAAAGGUUGAUGAAUGAGAACUUGAAUGAGAUCAAAGGUAGAAAUGAGGUGUGGUACUUGAUGAUCGACGCUUUAACAGUGUGCUUCGAAGAGGCGAAGCCCGAAGAAGAAUACGACACCCUUAAGCAAUUUGACACUCUCAGCAAAACUGUCUUGCCUGUGUUGUUACAUGGUAGCACAAAGCAAGAUGCCGCCUUGCAGCACACCAUCAGCCAAAUUCACAGACAGUCCUAUCUCUACGAGUUCAACAAUGUGGAAAAGGAGCUUUGUGAGGGAUCACUCGAACGCACCAUAUCAGCAUUGACGAAUUUCGACUUUGAUGAAAGUUUUGGAACCACGGUGGCCCUAGUGCCAUUUAGAAACAGAGAUAUCAGGCUUCGCUGCUUGAGGGAUCUUUUCACGAUUGCACUGGGCAAUGACCGAAGCCUGGGUGUUGCCUACAAGUUUGCAUUGGCCCGAGCAGCGUUUACAAUUCGUAGAGUGAUUGCUGAACAGCGUCUCUUACGAAGAAGACCCAUGGCCAAGAUUCUAGAAGAGGAAUUGGAGGUUGUUUUAGAUGGAUUGAGCAAGAUGCAAGAGACGAAAAGCGAUAAGCUUCAGGUGAUCAACAAGCUUCUUUCGAAGAUGAUUCCUUUUGCGCAGAAUGUCGACGGAACAGCCAAGAAGCUCGAGAAGAUUUUGUUGAGAGCCAGCGUGUGA